AGUUAAACUCUGCAGUGAACUCUGUGCUCUGUUCUGCGUCUUUAAAGAUCUUACACCGAUUUUUUUUUACCGAAAAUGAAGUCGUUAUCGUUCCUCAUACUCACCACGAUGUCGAUGUUCGGUACAUCAACAGCCUGGUUCUGGCAUUGGAAUAUUUUCAAACCUUGGAAUUGUUUGAAUGAUGAAACAGAGCCAGGGAAAAGGUGGACAGACUUGAAAGUGACCUUCAGGAAAUUCAGUAGUUUACCUGAAACAAUGCGUGAUGCCGAGAAAGGAGGUUGGAAGAAAACCGCAUCAUGUAAUGAUGUAUCGUCGUACUUCCGUGGCAAUCGUUACGUCCUUGGCAGCGAUACGUCAACCAUGGUGCUUUACGAUAGCAAAGGAGAUUUCGCAGGAAUACAGUUUGGGAUAGCAAAAUCCUUGGCAACCCACAAAAGUUUCAAGAAAAGUCACUGGAAUGAGGAAGGGGAUUCUUUUGUGAUCACAGCCUACUUUACCCACCCCUCGCGUAUUUGCCAAGGAGAACGUACCAAAGACAAUUUGUUUAUUCAAACCGGACCAACUCCAAAUGAUUUGAUGAGUAUUCCUUACGAGGAAAGUAAUCUUGGCCCCACACCUUGGGUGAAAGGAAAGUGUUUCUUAUUGAUGGGUCAACAUUACUGGUUCAAUGUAUCCAAAGAUAUGAGUUGCGAUGAUACGUUCCCAGUGUUCUUGUUGUACAACAAGCAGAAAUUGAUAGGCUUUGGUUGGGCAAUGAUUGCCGACCUUCAAAAAACCAAACGUGUUGAACAUCCAAGCCAAAGUCAAGUUAAGUACUUCUUUGACGAAAAGACACAACCAAAGUGCUUGGCGGAACAAGGAAUCAAGCUCACCACUCAACACGUCUAUUUGAAAAAGUAUCCAUGGUUCAUCAUUUGUCCACUCUUCGGAUAGAUGCAUGAAAUGAACACACUGGGAACGGAAAAUUUUAUGACAGUUCUAACAGACUAGUAUACUAGUCUAGUUAAACUUAUUGGGCGUUAUAUAUUAAAAAUUGUUUCAAGUCAAUA
Messenger RNA from Dendronephthya gigantea, 1049 nucleotides. RefSeq lists its product as uncharacterized. NCBI's taxonomy places the organism in Eukaryota, Metazoa, Cnidaria, Anthozoa, Malacalcyonacea, Nephtheidae. The record is from RefSeq and is a predicted model, not a curated record. Bases 76 to 933 code for a protein of 285 amino acids. The transcript has 7 exons.